This is a messenger RNA of Gossypium raimondii (Peruvian cotton), 2479 nucleotides long. Its product is annotated as subtilisin-like protease SBT1.1. The transcript has a single exon. The record is from RefSeq and is a predicted model, not a curated record. Lineage: Eukaryota; Viridiplantae; Streptophyta; Magnoliopsida; Malvales; Malvaceae. The coding region runs from base 96 to 2405 and encodes 769 amino acids. Gene Ontology annotation, molecular function: serine-type endopeptidase activity. Gene Ontology annotation, biological process: proteolysis.
AAACAUGCUAUAUUAAUAUAGCUUCAAAGCUUUGCCUUAUCCCUACCAGUAGUUUGACUAUAUGCAGCAUUAACUGUUCAAUUUCUUCAGCUAUCAUGAGGAUCUUGAAUGCUGCAAUAAUGUUGCUGUUACUAGCAUUAAUGGCCGCCAUUUCAACUGCUUCAACCGACAAACAAGCGUAUAUAGUUCGUAUGGACAAGACAAAGAUCACCAACACUUUCAGUUCCCUUGUUAGUAUUACUAAACCAUGGCACCAAGCUGUCCUUGAGUCUUUAGCUGAUGGUGAUGAACUCGAAGCCACACCACCGGAGCUACUGUAUUCCUAUGAAACCGCCUUGUUUGGUUUCGCCGCAAAGCUGUCUAGUAAACAGUUAGAAUCGUUGAAAAACAUGGACGGGUUCAUGUCUGCGGUACCUGAUAAAAUGCUAAGCCUCCACACUACUCGGAGUCCAUUCUUUCUUGGCUUAACAGGGAAGAAAGGGAAAAAUGGACCAUGGAGUGGUUCUAAUUUAAAUUCCGAUGUAAUAAUCGGUGUGGUGGAUAGUGGGAUUUGGCCGGAACAUGUUAGUUUCCGAGACCAUGGAUUAUCUCCGGUACCAGAAAGAUGGAGGGGUACUUGUGAAAAAGGUACUAAAUUCUCACCGUCGAAUUGUAACAAGAAACUAAUCGGUGCUCGGUAUUUCUACGGUGGGUAUCUCGCCGCUGGUGAGAAAAUCAAUGAAACAAAUGAAUAUGUAUCUACAAGAGAUGCAUCUGGUCAUGGUACACAUACGGCUUCAACAGCAGGUGGGAAUUUCGUGGAACAAGCUAAUCUUUUCGGCGUGGCUAAUGGUUCGGCUGCCGGAAUGAGGUACACGGCAAGGAUAGCAGCUUAUAAAGUAUGUUGGCCGGGAUGUUCAACCAUUGAUAUUUUAACAGCUAUGAUGAAAGCCAUUGAAGAUGGUGUUGAUGUGUUGACAUUGUCAUUAGGUUCAACAUCUGAAGCUGUCCCUUAUUGGCAAGAUUACAUUGCUAUAGCAUCAUAUUUUGCUUUUAAAAGUGGGAUCUUUGUGGCCUUUAGUGCAGGUAAUAGUGGACCGUGGGCGUACACGGCGGUUAACACCGCGCCAUGGAUCAUGACUGUAGCGGCUAGUACUAUAGAUCGAAGCUUCCCAGCAAUUAUCAAGCUUGGAAACGGAGAAACCUUCGAAGGGUCGUCGUUUUAUACCGGUAAGGCCUUAAAGGGAUUACCAAUUGUGUACGGCAAAACUGCAGGUGUUACAGGUGCUGCACAUUGUAUCCCUGGUACACUUAAUCCUAAGCUUGUGAAAGGCAAAUUAGUGAUUUGUGAACCAGGAGACGAAUAUAUGACGCAGACCGAACGAGGGGAGCAAGUGAAAUUGGCCGGCGCUGCUGGGAUUUUAGUAAUGAGUACGGUCGGUGAAGAUCUUGCAAAUGAACCUCAUGUUUUGCCUGAUAUUUUAUUAGGUACUUCAAGUAGUAAAGCUGUGAUUAAGUAUGUGAACUCAACUAAAGCACCCAUAGGCACCAUUGUGUUCAAAGGCACAACGUAUGGUAACCGUGCACCGAAACUCGCUGCAUUUUCAUCGAGAGGACCGAAUUUAGCCGGUCCGGAUGUGAUCAAACCGGAUAUAACAGCGCCGGGAGUGGAUAUCCUAGCAGCAUGGCCGGCUGAGACGAGUCCCAGCACACUCGAGUCUGAUAAAAGAAGGGUAUCAUUCAACAUAGUGUCUGGUACAUCAAUGUCGUGCCCUCAUGUUAGUGGCAUUGCUGCGUUGAUUAAAUCGAAGCACAAAGAUUGGUCCCCAGCAGCAAUCAAAUCUGCACUCAUGACAACCGCAUAUACCAUAGACAACAAGGGAAAACCUAUAAGCGAUCUUAAAUCUCAUGCCUUGGCAACUCCUUUCGGUAUCGGUUCGGGUCAUGUCGAUCCAAUCAAAGCUUCUGAUCCCGGUUUAAUCUAUGAUAUCACCGCGGACGAUUAUAUAAGUUACUUAUGUAGCCUCAAGUAUAAUGAGUCACAAAUAGCCUUGUUUGAAGAGGGUUUCAUAGAAUGUAAGAAGGAGCAAUUGGCGAUGCAACCCGGUGACCUGAAUUACCCGUCUUUCGCCGUGAACUUCAAUCGAAAGGCUCGGAAUGUUACGAUCACAUACAAAAGGACUGUUACAAAUGUUGGGAUACCUAAAAGUACAUAUAAAGUAUCAGUUGAAGCACCCAAAGGAGCAUAUGUGAUUGUAAGGCCUAAAGUAUUGAGUUUUAAGAAGUUGAAUCAGAAACUGAGUUACAAAGUGAGUUUCAUUGGACUGAGUCGAAAGAAACCGGUUGUUAACUCAGCAUUUGGUUCCUUAAUGUGGGUUUCUGGUAAUUACAGAGUUAAAAGUCCCAUUGCAGUGACUUGGAAAUAGCCUGUUGUCACCAUGGACUGAUAUAUUAUCAAUGUAUUGAUUGUUGAAGGAAAAUAAAGUAAAUUUUCAGUAAA